This is a messenger RNA of Megalopta genalis, 980 nucleotides long. Lineage: Eukaryota; Metazoa; Arthropoda; Insecta; Hymenoptera; Halictidae. The record is from RefSeq and is a predicted model, not a curated record.
CAAUACGAAGGUUAAUUAAAUGAUUCAACAAACUAAUGAACUGUUCAUUCCAUAUUUUAUUUAAAGCACAUGGAUGGUACAUUAUAUAUAAAUGGUUCCUUAGUAUUUCAUUCUCUAUUAUUAAAGCUCAAUGAAGUACUAAAACAAAUCGAAUGUUGCCUAAAAAGAAACGACUCAAUCAAUUUUUUAAAUUGUAAAAUAACAAUUAAGGAGCAUAACAAAAUAAUAAAAUCUAUGGAAGAAGAAUUUCAAAAGUUUAUAGUAGAAGUUGCUGAUACUUCAUGUAAACUACAAAAUAGUUUGCAAGAGAAGGCAAUCGACUAUACCAUACAGAAUGAUUCUUUUCAUUUUACAUGCCAGAGUGUAUUACGUAUGAUUCCUAGGCUUCAAUUUUCUUUUGAUGAUUGUAUGAAUAAUGAAAAGUUAAUUAAUAAGUUAUUCAUGUCUCCAGAGAAGGGAAGAUACAAAAACUUGUUUACAAGGUAUAAGAACAAUAAAUUACCUGAAAGGUCAUUAGUAAGUUCAUCCUUCAUUAAUUGCUCAGAAAGCAAUACAACUAAUUGGUUCACACCCACAACACGUUCUCCAAGAUGCAAAAGUAGCUCACCUUGCCAUAAUAAAAAGGCCUCUCCACGAUACUCUAAAUUAUUUUCACCCAGAUAUACAAAUAGACAUUUUGCAGGCACUUGUAGUAUAUCUAGUCCAAUAAAGGAUGUGGCAAAACGUCUACAGUCCAAGAAUCAAACAAUAGAUCUUAAAGCAAUGGAUGUAAAGACAGCAAUACAAAAUAUUUAUGAAUUUUCUAACCGAAUUACUGAAAUUGCAGCUUCUUUAUACGAGUCUUAAAAAAAUGGUUUUAGAGUGCAGAAAUGCAUCUGUAAGUAAUACAUGCUCAUGAUAAUAAAUUAAUAAAGACUUUGUAAGUGAUACGUGUUCACAAUAAUAAAUUAAUAAAGACUUCCAUACUGUUACAAGAAUAA